Messenger RNA from Populus trichocarpa (black cottonwood), 1183 nucleotides. RefSeq lists its product as uncharacterized. NCBI's taxonomy places the organism in Eukaryota, Viridiplantae, Streptophyta, Magnoliopsida, Malpighiales, Salicaceae. The record is from RefSeq and is a predicted model, not a curated record. The transcript is spliced from 2 exons. The coding region runs from base 597 to 1034 and encodes 145 amino acids.
AUACAGUUUACUAAACUACAAGAGUACUCAUCGUGUAACUUCUUUGAUUUCUUUCAUGGGAAAGAGAGGAAAAUGCAACCCUAACAGCCUGCAAAAGGCCACAAAAACAGAUUCACGUAAAGCAGCAAACCAUAGCGAAGCACGCUACCGAUUCUUAUAAAAAAUUUGACAAAAAACAAAGAAAACUCUCUUGUCUCUCUAAUAAUAAACCCUACUCCUCCUUAUUCCUCUGCUUAUAUUCUCUUCUAAAGGAAACCUCAAUGUACACCACUCUUGUCUUCUUCAUCUUUUAUCAAUUCCUUCUUGAAUGGUUGAAAUAAAUUCUAUAACUAUAUAUUUUGAUGCUCUUUCUCUCUACUCCUUCUUCUCAAAGAGCUUUUGCAUGCUCUUCUCACGCGCUUAUUUGCCACUUCGGCUCCAGCAAACUAGCCUGGUACAAUCAUUGCCUUGGCCUCGGCCUCGGCCUCGAUCCCCGAAGAAAACCACACAAGAUUAAAUUACUUUAUUUUUUUUCUUUUAAUUUAAUACCCUUAGCUUCUUUCUUCCUACUUUGAACCAUCUUGUUUUCUUUUUUUUAAUUAAAGGAAGGCUGAAAAAUGGAAAAAUCGAAGAGAAACGUGAGCGAGAAAAUGUUGUUACAAAAGCAGAACAAGAACAAUAAGAAAGGUGAUGAUAAAAAGAACAGGUUCUUGAUAAGUAUCAGUUUUCUUGGUAGUGCAGGGCCUAUAAGGGUUGUGGUUAAUGGCGAUGAUCUUGUUUCUGGGAUCAUUAGCACUGCUCUAAAGAUUUAUGCUCGUGAAGGCCGGCUACCAGUUCUUGGCUUUGAUGCCAGUAACUUCCUUCUGUACUGUGUAAAUGCAGCUUCAGAUGCGUUGAAUCCAUGGGAACCAAUAGGUUCUCACGAGGGAAGGAAUUUUGUGCUGUGCAAGAAACAGGUGCAGCAAGAAACAACAGAAGUGAGGGCCGAGAUCAUAGCCAAAAAACCAUCUGGCUGGAAGGCAUGGAUCAUGGCUCAACAAGUCCUUAAAUUCUAAAAUAUUGUCUCCUAAACUAAAUUAAUUCAUUUUCAAUAUUGCAAUUAAGAACAAGCACGAACCAAGCAUCUUGUAAGCUUAUAAUAAAUGCCUGGAGUCAAUAUGAUUUGUGGCCAGGUGUGAGCUCUCCUGCCAUACCCUAAUUAAUU